AUGGUUGACGAUAAAGACGUCCUGAGCAAAAUGUUUGUCGGGGGUCUUUCCUGGGAUACCACCAAGGAAGGCCUUCAAUCUUACUUUUGCCGGUUCGGGGAAAUCGUGGACUGUGUCGUGAUGACCAACGAACAAGGACGUUCCCGGGGCUUCGGGUUUGUCACCUUCAAAGAUCCUCAGGUUGUGCAAGUCGUUUGUCAAGGAGGACCCCAUCGAAUCGAUAACCGAGUCGUGGAUCCCAAACCGUGUAAUCCACGCGGUGGGCCGGGGAAAGGCGGAGGCAAACGUGGACGAGGAUACCCUAAGAUUUUUGUUGGAGGUCUCCCAACAUCCCUGACAGAGAAUGAGCUGAAAAUGUUCUUCCAAGAGCAUUACGGGGACGUUUUCGAAGUGGUUAUCAUGUACGACCAGGAACGCCGCAAAUCAAGAGGAUUUGGCUUCGUGUCAUUUGAGAACGACGAUGCUGUUGACCGCGCUUGUAGGGACCACUACGUAUCCAUCAAUGGCAAACAGGUUGAAUGCAAGCGAGCUCAGCCACGCGAUGUGCUCGAGUCGAAGAUGGGCUCCAGCCAAGGAGGUUUGAGAGCACCCACUGGGGACUUCUACGGAUAUGGUAAUCCCGGACCUCGAGGCCCUCCUCAAGGACCCCCAGGAGAUUUCCGGAAUGGCAGCUUCGGCGGCUGGGGAGCUCCCGCGCAAGACGGACCACCGACAUAUUCCGGGGGAUACGGAGCCCCCCAGACCGCCCCCAGCGGAGCUUGGGGAGGACAUCCAGGGGCUGCACCCCCGCACACUGGCUGGAGCAGCUCCCAAGCUCCGACAAGCUACAAUCCCAGCUAUGGCGGACCAGGACCGACCGCUCCGACAGGAACAGCCGGCUACGGAGGCUACGCAGCUCCAGCCGGUAAUUACGGACCUCCGAGCGGUCCCGCUCCUGGACCAGCUCCGCCAGCGCCGGCCUACGGAGGAUACGGUGCACCGGGCGGACCCGCACCGGCCCCGCCUAACGGCUACAACGGAAUGGGAGGCAGCUACGGUCAGGACGCUUCCAGUUACGGACCAACGCGAGGCGCGUACGAUACCUAUGGAUCCGCCUAUUCGACCACGACAGCUCCGGGUACCGAGAGAGCUAAUGGAGCUCCGAUGGCACCUCCUGGAGCUGCGGGUUCCUAUCAUCCCUACAGGCGAUAGAUUCGGCUCGUAGGUGUACCUAGGUAGCAGGAUAGGUACAUGCCAUUGGAUAGGAUCGCGGAGAAAGUCGCGAACCCACAAGUAACAUCAACAACAUCAGCUACAACAAAAACAACGUACUACUGCUAACAACAUCGCGAGUAACUGACCAGAACGAGAGACAGCGCUGAAACCAGCGAGCAAGUGUUCCAUCGAUCGAGGAGAGGACUCUCGCAGGAAUUCCCUCCGGCAAACCAUCUCGAAGGAAAUCUCGCGGGGAAGAAACGACCGCCGGUGCUCUCGGAGAUCCAUGUCCCUGCCGAAGUGCAGAAUUAACGAGUCCUUCUCUCCCACGGCUUACUUCGAGAGUCCGCGUCGAGUCGAAGUCCCCCUGUGGAGCCUCUCUUCUAUUCGAGGAGAGACUACGGAGGAGGAGAAGGAAUGAAGAUGAAGCAACAGAGUGCGAGCGAGGCGACAUGUUCAUUUAUGAAGAUUAGACAAAACUACUAAUAAUAGAACGAGAGAUUUCAGUUAAGUGAGUCGACCAGUAGCUCGGCCUCGAGCGGGGCUGAGAACUAGAGUGCUCGACUGUUCUUUGUGUAUUCAAUAAUGAUUACCUAGAUGAAGCAGAUGAAACAACGGAUGACCAGUGAAAUGUAGAAGAUACGGGGAUGAUAUUCUUCCAUGAUGUACACGUGCGGCAAAUGCGGUCAUGCCCAGGAGGCUCACACGGCUUUAACAUUAAUUUCUUUGACAUCCAAUCGGUAGUCUCGAAGCAAUCGCUGAAAUUAGGGGAAGAAAUCAUACAAGCAUGUGUAGAAUCGAUAAUUGACACCGGUCACCCCGAUGACGGGAGCCUCUGGACAUGAGAGCUGCUCCCGAUCAAGCGACACGAGUUGUUUUCUCUUCGGAACCUCAAGACUUUGUGCUACGAUAUCAAUCAAAUAAACGUCCGAAAAAUCGUAAAUUU
Galendromus occidentalis (western predatory mite) is the source of this 2140-nucleotide messenger RNA. It is a transcript of the gene Hrb27C, whose product is annotated as Heterogeneous nuclear ribonucleoprotein at 27C. Gene Ontology annotation, biological process: regulation of translation. The coding region runs from base 1 to 1191 and encodes 396 amino acids. Gene Ontology annotation, molecular function: mRNA binding. The record is from RefSeq and is a predicted model, not a curated record. Gene Ontology annotation, cellular component: cytoplasm. Lineage: Eukaryota; Metazoa; Arthropoda; Arachnida; Mesostigmata; Phytoseiidae. The transcript has 7 exons.